This is a messenger RNA of Plodia interpunctella (Indianmeal moth), 1312 nucleotides long. Its product is annotated as hatching enzyme 1.2-like. The record is from RefSeq and is a predicted model, not a curated record. NCBI's taxonomy places the organism in Eukaryota, Metazoa, Arthropoda, Insecta, Lepidoptera, Pyralidae. The transcript has 7 exons. Gene Ontology annotation, molecular function: metalloendopeptidase activity; zinc ion binding. Gene Ontology annotation, biological process: proteolysis. Bases 72 to 1073 code for a protein of 333 amino acids.
AUCGCUUCUGUGCGCCUGGUACUCUUAGAGUUUUCUCCAUUUUUUUACUUUUUUAUAAAUAUUUUUUUACCAUGAUAACAAAAGGAGCCAUUUUGUUUCUAUAUUUUCUCUCGUCAGUAAAUUCGUGGCCAUUAGGGGAAGAUGAGGAUACGGCAGUAAUAUUGCCAGAGGAAAUAGAUGACAAUACUAUAGAUGGUGGUCAUCAUUUAGGUGAUGACACAAUAGAUUUGACUCAGUUGGGACCAGAGGCGUUCGGGUCACCAAGUGACAAGAGCGGAGACAACCUAUCGACAUGGAACGAGACGUCCCUGAUGAAUCCAGAAGAAAUGGGCGAGUACGCCGAGGGUGACAUCCUUAUUCCCAGGACACAGACCAGGAAUGGCAUCAGAUCUGAGUCCAUGCGGUGGCCGGAAGGCAUUAUUCCUUACACCAUUGAGGGGUAUUUCAGUUCUGACCAACGCAGCCUGAUCAUGCAAGCCAUGGACGACUACCAUCGCAUGACGUGCCUCCAUUUCGUGCCACGCAGAAGCCAGUCCGACUACAUUGUGCUGCAGAGCAAGAAUACAGGGUGCUGGUCUUCGGUUGGUCGUAUUGGUGGUCGUCAGGAAGUGAACCUGCAGUCCCCUGGAUGCCUGACGAAGAAAGGCACGGUGCUUCAUGAGUUACUUCAUGCAAUCGGCUUUAUGCACGAGCAGAGCCGACCUGAGAGAGAUGACUAUGUGUCUGUCUGGUACAACAACGUCAAACCAGGAUCAGAGAACAACUUCAAGAAAGCCGACAGACAGAACACCAUCGACUACGGAGUCACGUAUGACUACAACAGCGUGAUGCACUACUCUGAGUACGCCUUCUCCAAGAACAGGCAGAAAACCAUCGAGCCCAAGGUCGGUGGUUACAAACUUGGUCAGCGGGAAGGACUAAGCCGGGGUGACAUCAAAAAAGUUAAUGCAAUGUACAACUGCAAAAAAACUGGCUCCCAAUUACAAGCAGAGGAUAAUCAACAAGGGGGCAACGCUAUAGGAAAUUUCUUUCAAAAUCUACUAGGCAUCAAAGGGAAGAAUGUGACAAAAUAAAUCUAUUUACUAAAAUGACAUUUUAGUGCCGCGCCAUGAAAGAAGUGCCUGGACGCGGCGCCACAUUCGCUGAUAGCGACAACUUGUCCGAGUUGUUAGUGUUAGUUCCCCACAUUGCCACGGUGCUACUUUCGUUGUCUACACUUAUUUAGUAAAACCAAAUGAUCUGCUAGUCUUAUUUGUUGUAUGUGUGUGUACGUUUUAUAUUCUAUAGAAAUAAAAUAAUUUUUUUAAAAUGA